Lachancea meyersii CBS 8951 is the source of this 753-nucleotide messenger RNA. Lineage: Eukaryota; Fungi; Ascomycota; Saccharomycetes; Saccharomycetales; Saccharomycetaceae. The record is from the annotation of a GenBank genome assembly.
AUGGCUGACAGAUACUCCUUUUCGCUGACCACUUUUUCGCCAAGCGGCAAAUUGGGUCAAAUAGACUACGCUUUCACAGCCGUAAAGCAAGGUGUCACUUCUUUAGGAAUAAGGGCCACUAAUGGUGUGAUUAUCGCCACUGAAAAAAAGGCAGCAUCCUCCCUGGCAUUGUCAGAUUCCUUGUCAAAGAUAGCACAGAUUACCCCAGACAUUGGUGCAGCUUACUCCGGAAUGGGCCCAGAUUUUAGGGUGCUCAUCGACAAGUCACGGAAGGUGGCACACACUAACUACCACCGUAUCUACAACGAAUACCCUCCAACCAAGAUUCUGGUGUCAGAGGUAGCAAAAAUUAUGCAGGAAGCCACUCAGUCUGGUGGUGUUAGACCGUUUGGCGUAUCACUUCUGGUCGCAGGUCAUGAUGAACACAAUGGAUACACACUCUAUCAGGUAGAUCCCUCGGGCUCUUAUUUCCCUUGGAAAGCCACAGCCAUUGGUAAAGGCUCCACUGCAGCCAAGACGUUUUUGGAGAAAAGAUGGAAUGACGAACUCGAGCUGGAAGACGCAAUUCAUAUAGCGCUUCUAACACUCAAGGAAUCAGUAGAGGGAGAGUUCAAUGGUGAUUCGAUCGAAAUUGCAGUCGUUGGCGAAGAGAACCAACAAUUGCUUGGUUUCACAGGAGAUGACUCGGUAAAAGGUCCUCGGUUCCGCAAGCUGUCAGCGCAGGAAAUCAAUGAUAGGUUAGAAGCUCUAUAG